Messenger RNA from Lytechinus pictus (painted urchin), 3693 nucleotides. RefSeq names its product large ribosomal subunit protein mL41-like. Gene Ontology annotation, molecular function: structural constituent of ribosome. NCBI's taxonomy places the organism in Eukaryota, Metazoa, Echinodermata, Echinoidea, Temnopleuroida, Toxopneustidae. Gene Ontology annotation, biological process: translation. Bases 95 to 463 code for a protein of 122 amino acids. The record is from RefSeq and is a predicted model, not a curated record. Gene Ontology annotation, cellular component: mitochondrial large ribosomal subunit. The transcript has 4 exons.
CGCUUGCGCGCAAUGACAUAAGUUAUGCCCCACGUACCGAAAAUUGUGUCGGCUCCUUCAUCAACUCAUAUCGUGGGAAGUUUCCGACAUAAAAAUGCCAGUUUUAAGAAAUUUACUUCGUGGUUUUACUAGAGGGGCCAACAGACACAAGGAGAUGACGAGUAAACGCGGAAAUAAGAAUUUUCAUCCUAACACCUCUCGCAUACAGCCCACUGGAUAUGGUGUCAGAACUACUUGGAGGAAUGUAAAAGAAAUGAUUCCAGAGAUUGUGGUGCCCAGUCUAGACGAUUUCCCGCUGAAGGCUUACGUGUCCUACAAGUGCCCGGACACACAGCAAGACCCUAUCACCCCCCGCGACAUCUUCGACAAGUGUGUAGCCCCUAAGGUGCUUGAAGAUUUGGAGAGCGGUAAAUACGAUAGUGAAAAAUUGUUGUCAUCGCCGGCGAGUGAGGGCAAGUCAUGACAGCCUGAUAGCUGAUGAAUAGACAGUUUAAGUUAUGCCUGGCUUGAAGGCUUGUAAUCAUAGAGAGUGGAGCUGUCUUUAAAUUAUUGUUCUUAGAGACAUACCAUAAUUACAGAGAGAAAAGAAAAGGAAUCGGAGCAUUUGUAUCGUUCACAAAUUCUCCUUGGAGGACUGGCUGAUACCUAGUCUGCAGGCACAGACCCGGAUUGAAACUUUGAUCAACAAGUGGGUCUUCAGACAAAGACUAUCGCAUAUAAAAAUUGCUGUUUCAAUUCAGGCAUUCAGUCCAUAAGGCAUUAUUAUAGUCUUGCACAUUCAGACCCUUAACUUCAGUGAAAGGUUUGCACAGCAGACUGGUUGAUGCCCUUGCUUAUACAGUUGUAAUAUCCAAAGAGGAUUUAACUUUUGAAAGAGUAUGCAAUGACAGUCCCACAUUUUGUUCCUCAGAAUCUAUAUGUGGUACAUGUAUUUAUUCUAAUUGAUUCAAACUUCAAGGCCCCCUUUCCUGCUGUAAAAUCUGUUAAGGUGUACUUUUUAUUAAAUGGCAUUUAAAAAAAAAUAAACCCCUUUUCUAUGAGAAAACCUCCUUUAUUACAAAUGUAUUAAUAUGGUAUAAGAAAGCUUCAAGCGGAUAUACUUUCUCUUGUUCCUUGGGACAGAAUAAGAAUGUUUAUGGCCACUGGAAUUUGUUGUGGAUGGACUUUGAACACAAUUUCCAGGGUUCAAACCCCACCGUGAUGCUUAUGUCCUUUGGAAAGACAGUAUACAAAUAGCGAAUAGGCAUGAGUGCAAUGGUGCGAGAUUUCGCAUCAGGUGACCGUGAAAGAAAGAUGCUCUAUUCAAUGAGGCGUUAGCCGAGUUGAAUAGAGUGUUUCUUCCUUUCACCGAAUGCGAAAUCUCACACCAUUGCACGAAUAAGAAUAUUCGCUAUUUGUGUUGUACAACGCCUUGGAGUUUAGCGAAAAUAUGAAAAAACUAGUUUUUCCCUGCAGUAAUCUAUGAAAAGUGAGCAAAAAAAUUGAAAGCGAAAACCAAAAUCCCACAAGCGCACAUGACCUUGGGCAGCCUUGCGCAUUGAGCCAGCAGCCUAUUCGCGCAUUGCACCUUCAUUUUUACUGAGCGCAGUGAAUUAAAUCGUAUUGUGACGUCGCCAAUGUUUGACAUUCAACCUCCCACUUGCUCGCGUACAACAAGCUAAGAACGCGUUGGUCCAUAUAAUAUAUAACCAUAUAAUGGUCCAUAAUUGAUAUUCUCAACCUCGGUCUAAAUGGGUACCUGAUAUUCUUGAGCAUUUUGAAUGCUAGAUGUGGUUUAUUAUUCACUUGGUAUACAAGCAGUUAGUCUAUUUCUCAGUCUAAUAACACGUGGGCUAAACCCAUUUUGUCUGUUGUACAACGCUGACUUUUAAUAGCUUGUUGUAUGUGAACAAAUUGGAGGCUGAAUGCAGUGGCGUACCUAGGAUUUUCCAAAGGGGGGGCAAAUUGUCCGCCAAAAAAUGUGACAAGCAAAAACAAACAAAAGGUCUUCAACCACAAGUAAAGGACAUUUCGCACCCGAAAAAAAAUUGACAAGCAAAAAAAAAAAAGUUUUCAAGUUCAAAGGAGGGGCCACUUGUGGCUCAUCAGGGAUCAGUUUUGACUCGUCAGGGGGGGCAGGGAUACGUCCUUUGCAUGAUUUGUGAUUCGUCAGGGGGGGGGCAGUCUGCCCCCCCUUAGGUACGCUAGUGGCUGAAUGUCAAACAUUCAUACCGUUGCACACGUAACGUCCAUAAUGUACCAUUGCAUGGUCAGGAACAAGAUGACGUCAAUAUAAAAAUUAUGAUUAAAUGCAUUGCGCUUAGUAAAUGCAGGUACAAUAUGCUGGCUAAAUACGCAUUGCUGCUGCAGGUCAGAUGCGUGUUGAGGGAUUUUGAUUUUUUGCUUUCUAUAAUUAAUUUCAUUGAUUAACAUAGGAAAAAAGAAUGAUUAUUGUUCUUUUUUCGCUAACUUCGGAGGCAUUGUACAAGACGGACAGCGAAUGUACUUAUUCAUGCAAUUGUGCGAGAUUUGGCAUUUGGUAAAAGAAAGAGACACUCUAUUCAACUUGGCAUGCCUUGUUGAAUAGAGCUUCUUUCUGACGCCUUAUGCAAAUUCUCGCACCAUCGCACUCGUGCCUAUUCGCUAUUUGUAUACUAUUAACUUGCACUUUGGUCAUCACUUCAAUACCCUCUUUUUCUAAUUUUCAUUUAGUCUAUUGCCCAGAUUGUCUCAUUUCCACUUUGAUAAUUUUGCAUUUUGUAAAAUGAAAAUUUGAAUCAUACGUCGUGCUUCUAACCAUAUAUAAUUAGAUACAAAUACUGAAUGUUUAUGAGUGCAAUGGACAGAAUACAUCAUGAGGUGAAAGAUGAAAUGAUCCAUUCAACGAGGCGUAGCCGAGUUUAAUGGACUAUUCAUUUCAUCUUUCACUGAAUGAAGUAUUUUAUCCAUUGCACGAAUGAAAAGAGUAUUCAUUACUUGAUUUAUAUGACACCUACAAAUGGAUCCUUUGUCAUAUGAAAUUUAUGAAUUUUGAUGCAAAAUAUGCCCAUGCAGUGCAAGCUUGGUCUGUAGAUAGUCUUGUACGUACAACACGUGCGCUGCAAACACGAGUGUUUUUACUUGUGGUGCCUGCGGUCUCGAUGCGUGGGUGCAAUAGACAAGAUUGUAUGGAUACAAAAAUUGCACGAUGAAUGGGUCCAAAAUUGCACCUGUGAGGACUUCAUUGUAAAAUGGGCGGAAUGAUCAAUAAACAAACAAUAAUAAUAAUAAUAAUAAUAAUAACAUUUGUAGGGCGCUUUAUACUGGUGUUUCAAAGCGCACAGGUUGGCAGAUUAUAUUAAUAUACAGUCAAUCGGUCAAAAAAAAAACAAAAAAAAAAAAAAAAAUGAUAAGGAUCCAUCUAGGUGUCAUAUAAAUGGUGAUAGCUCAACUUGGAUAUUAGACCAAAUGUGUCUAGCCUUACUGGAUAUUAGAAUGGUUUAUGGGCUAAAUAGCAAUUUGUCCGAGUUCAGAGACAAAUAAAGUCAUGCGGGAGAAGAUAAAUGUAGAUAAGCAGACAAACUGAGUGUAUUUUGUAUCUUACCAUUAAUUUUGGUUGCUCAAUCUGAUGAGCGAGACAAUGUCUAAGCACCAUGAAUGCAUAUCAGUAUGUGUACAAGUCCCAUAUUGUUUAUUUUUACUCGAGAGGGACAAAUGAAAUUCAAGAAACAUGUA